Molecule: messenger RNA, 2651 nt
Organism: Linepithema humile (Argentine ant)
Lineage: Eukaryota; Metazoa; Arthropoda; Insecta; Hymenoptera; Formicidae
Gene: Set8
Product: SET domain containing 8
Biological process (GO): regulation of transcription by RNA polymerase II; regulation of DNA damage response, signal transduction by p53 class mediator
Cellular component (GO): nucleus; polytene chromosome
Molecular function (GO): protein binding; histone H4K20 methyltransferase activity; transcription regulator activity
Source: RefSeq, a predicted model, not a curated record
CGUAUUUCUGUAUAUGUAUGUGUAUGUGUGCAUGAUGUGCAGCGACUUGGAUCUCAAUAUGGCGACACAUCCGGCGUAUCGCUCAUUCGGUUACAUUCCGACUUGGUUGUAACCUCGGUGAGACGUACGCCCGAAAGAUAAUCCGCCUUCGUGAAUGGCUUGCUUAUGUAGUUCAUAGCUUGCUAGUAGUACAACAACACGGCGGAUGUGGCUACGUGACUUUCGCAUGCUGACGAAGAGCGCAACAUAAGGAUUUCAUAAGGAUUUAUCGCGUCCCUUCACCGUCCGCCAUCGUCGCUGCUUUGCUUCUGCUGUAAUUGAAUGUGUUUCAUUGCAUUUUAUCAUGCACAGGACAACGCGCGCAACAAUCCGUCGUGUGGAGAAUCAUGCGAAUAAUAUGGUUAAAGGAAGGCGGAAACGUGGCAUAGAAAAAAAUGUAACAAAGACUAUAUCUUCACCCGUGCACAGCAAUGUAAAUUCACCUGUGAAAAAAGAAAGUAAAUUUGAUACUGCCGAAAAAGAGGUAGAUAAAAUAUCAUCUACAUCAGAAACAUAUAACUCUCCUACAUGCAUAGCUCAUUCUUAUAAACAAGAUUCAUAUGCAAAAGUUACAAAAGCAAAAAGUCCUAUGUCGAUUACCCAUUAUCUUUUUAAAAAUGCGCAAGUUCCAAUAUGUGUUCAAGCGAAAAAUGAGAUUAUCUCUGAUGUAGAACAAUUUAAAACCGAUGAAACACCAGUGGCCGUUCCAAUUCAUGGACCAUCUACACCACAUAGAAUCAAUAUGCCAUCAGAUGAUUUAGAUGAGGAAGCUAUAAUUAAUGAAAAGCAAUCUGUGAUUACAUUACUUAGCCCGUUACAAGUUGUAAAGAAGUCUGCCUCGCGUGGACGUAAAAAAGCAGCCUCUAAUCAAUCCAUCAACCAUCGUUUAUCAAAGUUGCCAGGUACGAAUGCAACGAAUCAUUCGAUUACUGACUACUUUCCAGUUCGUCGUAGUGUCAGAAAAAGUAAGAAGGCUGUAUUGGAAGAGAAACAACGUGAUUUGGAAAAUAAGGUGCUUUGUCAGGUGGAGGAAGGCUUAGAGAUCAAAAAUUUUCCGGGCAAAGGUCGUGGAAUCAUAACGACGCGACAAUUUGCUAAAGGCGAAUUUGUGGUAGAAUACAUUGGCGAAUUAAUCAAUCAAGGGAAGGCAAAGGAGCGCGAGAAGGCGUAUGCGCAAGAUCAAAAUACCGGAUGCUAUAUGUAUUACUUUCAACAUCGUAAUCAGCAGUAUUGUGUUGAUGCAACAGCGGAGACUGACAAACUUGGUAGAUUGGUAAAUCAUUCAAGAAAUGGUAAUUUAAUUGCACGAAUCAUAGAGGUAUGUUCAACGCCACAUCUGGUACUUACAGCAAAAGAAGAUAUACCGAUUGGUGUAGAGGUCACGUAUGAUUACGGAGAUCGAAGUCGCGAAUCCAUUCGUCAUCAUCCAUGGUUGGCGUUAUAGCACUUCCAUUUCAUUAUUUAUAUAGCAUUUUGCUACACUGUAGAAAAAAUAUCCAUUUUUCUUCCUUCUAAGAAGGAACUUAACGUAUGCGACGAAUUAUGUACAAAGAUAUGUCUUCAAAGCGAGACCGUGGUAUGUAUAUUUAUGAAUGCGCGAUUUUAUGAGCUUUUACGCUUGAAAUGUUUCUCUACUUUCAUUGAAAUUAAUUUAAUUGGAUUAUUUAUAAAAAAAAAGAAUUAUAUCAAAUUAAUUAGAUAAUACAAAUUUACACCAAUGACAUUUGUCGCUUAUAUUAGAAAAUUAUUUAUAUAUACAAAAUAUUGUAACAACACUAGCUUUCUUAAUGUAGCGCGACAUCACAAAUCAUUUGUUAUUAAAUUCUAUAUUUAAUUUAUUCUUUCUAAUAGUGAAAUUUCUAAGUGACAGUGUUGUUGCAUAGUAUUAUUAAUUAAAUUUGAACUUCUGUAUUUGAUAUUUGGAUCUUAUGAUUAUUUGUAGCACAAAGUGCUUCAUCUAACUUUAGUCUAGCAUCUAUUAACAAUGAUCAAGCUUGAAUUUCCAUUUACUAGACUAAAGAUUUUUAGUUGAAGAGUUUGUGAUACAUGUGGACACAGCUACGAAUAUAUUCCUCUAAAAAAAUAUAUAUAUCUAAUCAAUGACUAUCAGAGAGAAAGACUUUUUCUUCAAAUAUUUGUAUAACGCGCGAUAACUUUGAAUUGCUUUGUGAGUUUUUCACUGCCACUUGGGUGCGAGAUAGAUAUUUCCCAAAAGAUAAUUGUACAUUAUAUGACGACAUGUGCGGAUGAUAUUUUUUAAUUAUAUUCAUCUCCUUUAAAAUAAUUCAUUUAAUUUUAAAAUAAUUCAUUAGAUAACUUUCUUUACUAGAUAAAAGUACAAUUGUUUCAUUCUUACGCACACUUUAUCAUAUACUAUUUAUAGCAUAAAUAAGCACACACCUUAUUUAAUAUUAUAAUACUGCUCAUGUAUUUUUACAUUGCUGCUAUUUUAGUAUGUUCCCAUUCUACUUCACAGUUUACCUAAGAAUAAUUAGUUAAAUCGUAAUCGAUCUUCUCCCCAUUCCUUUUUUAAGCUUUUAAUCUUAAAAAAAUAAUUUCAUAAUAGAUAAAUAUAUGUAUAAUACAGAGAGGAAACGAGAAAAAUUUUUUAU